UCUGCUGUUGGCACAAAAAGCCAUACACAUGUUCAGAGCUUUUCAAGGGUAAAGAUAGUUAGAGUAGGUAGUAUACUAACAGUUUCUGUGUAUAAAACCUCUGCUUCUUAUCCCUAAAGUCCACGGAGUAAAUACUUAGAAUUCAGGGGAUCUGCAAAGUUGGAUGGGGGGGGAUUGCAUAUUAAUUUUCACCACCUUCUAGUGGAGAGUUAUCAUUUUCUUCUAUUAUGAGUGUGGACAACCACAGGACUAUUAGAAUUCCUGACUUCACCAGGUUUCAAAAAGGGUCCACAGCCUGAAACAACUUAGAUAACCUUGUUCUGCACUGUUAUUCAAAGCUUUGAGCAGGUGGGGUCACAGUGUCUAUAUUAAGACAUCCAUUUUUGUGCAAAUCCGAAUUUUAAUGGAAGUCAAAAUGGAUGGUGAGUUUGACAAACAUCUUGAACAAUAGAUUGUAGAUCGCUUACAUUCAGUUAGGAAAGAAAAUCUUUUAAUUGCAGGACUACCCUGCACUUCAGUCUGAAUGCUACAGGAUAGGUUGACUAAGCUCUGUGUUGAGGGCUGUUUAGGAGAAACAGCUGGGCAAGGGGUUCCAGGGAGGAACACACACGUUUGGAUGUUUGGUUUUGUUUUUUGUUAUUUUCUGAGCCCUUCAUGAAUUCAGCCCAGAUUCGCAUAGACGACUGCGGCAUUCAACACACACCUGCGCGGUGGGGAGCCUUGAAACCACUCACUGAGAAGUGGGAGCACCUCGCUAGAGAACACUCCUGACCAGGUUUGGAAGAAAGGAAAACAGGCGCCUGUAGACAGAUGUGUAAAUCCCAGAAAGUGAGUGUGUGGGAGAGGGUGAAAGCUAGGAAAGAAGACAAAUCCUCAAAGUCUAGUCUCAACACUGCUGUGUUGGUUUACAGAGCAGAAGGGGUUUGGCUGUCAAAUGCUCUCCUUCAACUUUUUUUUUUUUAAUGCUAACGUAGCAUCUAUUGGUAGCGUUGCUUAAGCUCUUCCGGCUGGAGAAGCAAAAAGACCUACACUUGUCAAAGCCGAGGGAAAUUGUUGUGGAAGUUAAUCCCCCCUAAAAUGCGCCCUGAGAGGGAACAAUGUAUUAGAUGAAGAAAGUCUGAAAGAACCUGCCAACCAUUAUAAAUAAGUUAAUUAUUUUUAAAAUUUAAAAGAAAUCCUUAUUUACUGACUAGGACAUGUAUAAGAAUAGUCCUUGGUGCUGGGGAUAGGUGGGGCAGCUCAAUCAACCCUGAGUCAGAGUUCCUUGUAACCUCUCCAAUCUUCUCAUCUCUGCUAGGGGUGCGAGGUCUUUUAAUCAAUCCCUAAAUUUUUUCUUAGAAAACCAAGCUUUUCUAUGUUUUGGGGGGGGGCUUUUUAUGGCCACCAAGGAUGCCCAAUUACUUAGGCUGGCAUUUUCGUCUAGAAACCAAAGCAGGGGUCGAGGCCAGCAGAACUUUAAAUCGCCAGGCGAUGCCGCCAGCCCUAGCCAGUCGGCACCAACAAAGGACAUCUCCCACCCCCGCGCCCGUUUAUACCACACUCGGCUGGGCCAGAACUGAAGGUUGUUGUUGUUUGUUUUUUUUCCCCGCCGUCAGCCUCCCAACCCCCACCCCAAGACUAUGGAACCCGUAGCCCGGGAAGGCAUCCGCCAGAGGUCAUGGGCCCACAGUCCCUCUCAUUGCCUGGGCGGGGAAACGUGGUGUCCGCUCUUCUCGGAGCCCUGAAGGCAAGAGAGGAGGAAGGCAGAGACUUUGACCGUGAGCAACAAGUAGCGGGAGCUGAAAGUGGAAGUGAUCCCCAAGUCCCCUUUCCCAAAGGCUCCGUCUGGCGGCAGGGCACAGAGCUCUAGACCGCAAAUUGACAGAGGGAGACCCGGGGAACCAGAAGCUGUUCCUUCUUGCUGCGCUCCCCUAGCCUUUGUUUCUUUGGCCAGUCCGCCCGCGGGUCGGCGUGAUUUGUAGUUGGGAGGAUUUUUAGCCCCUCUCAGGGGGGCUGUGUGGUUUCGAGGCCAGCCUCUCCGAGGUCAUCACCACCUCCAGCCCACUUCUGGCUCUGGCCAGACAGAAUUCUUGGGUUCGCGCGUCUCAGAGCGCCAGGCACCCGGGAGGAGGGAGCGGCAAAGCUAAGUGGGAAGAAGGGAGUGGAGAGAAAAGACAGGGGGAGGAGAGAAGAAAGGAUAUAAGUAGGAAGGUGAAGUGUGGUCAGGGCUUUCGGAGAAAUGAGAUAGAUGAUAGAUAGGUAGGUAGGUAGAUAGAUUGAUAGAUAGAUAGAUAGAUAGAUAGAUAGAUGAUAGAUACAUAAUUUCAGAGAAAGCGAAAAAAUAAAAUUAGGCGCAAGGGCUGCUAGCCUAGGAGUUCCUUCGCUCUCCAUCGUCUAGUCUUGAGCCGCCUUUCCUCCCUGGAUCCCGGCUCCCGCCUCCUUCGGGCUCCUGCAACAAACCACCGAAGCCGUCCCUGCUCGCCAGGUGCUGUCCAUCAGCCCCGGCAGGGCUAGGUGACGGUGGCCUGAGGGACCCCACCUAGGGAGCUCCAGGGAGUCCGAGCCCGGAUGCAGCAGGCCGCCACUCCCAGCCGAGCUGGGCGCUGAAAUUAGUAUAUAUGGCCCCGGCGCUGCAGCACCACCACCGCCACGUACAUCACCUCUUCCCUCACCCCACCCCCACCCCCACAGGGUGCGGGGACCCAGAGCGCCGCGGGGAGCUGGUCGCCCCAGCGAGCUUGGGGCGCAAGUCCGACCCCUCUGGAGCACAGCCCAGUGGCCUCCAGCAACCCACAGACUCAGCACUGCGCGCCCCACUGCCCCUUCCACUUACCGCGCCGCCACCAUCCCUCUCCGGCUCAUGGAGCGGCAGGGGGCUCUACCCAUCAGCCGCCCAGCCGGCCCGCGGCGGAGGUGCUUGGCCUCGCGUGGUCCAACAGGUUUGCUGCCGCUGCCGUCUGGCUUCUGGUCCCGGUGCUGACCACGGAGGCCGCGGUAGUAGCUCUGGACAUCAUGGCCACCAGCUCGCUGCCGCCCUCAGCCCUUCGGUGUUUCCCGGCCUUCACGAGCAGCUUCCCCAGGCCUCCGCCAGCGGUACUUUGAACGGACUUCUGCGUCUGAGGCUCCCCGGAAGAGAAAUGUACUCGCGGCCCGAACCCUUCGCGCCGGGACCCGUGGCCCGCAGUGACGCCCUGGCAGCUGCCGCGGCCCUGCACGGCUACCGGGGCCUGAACCUGACCGUGAACCUCGCCGCGCCCCACGGUCCCGGCGCCUUCUUCCGCUACAUGCGCCAGCCGAUCAAGCAGGAGCUCAUCUGCAAGUGGCUGGCGGCGGACGGCCCAGCGGCCUCGCGCCUCUGCUCCAAAACUUUCAGCACCAUGCACGAGCUGGUCACGCACGUCACCGUGGAGCACGUCGGCGGCCCGGAGCAGGCUAACCACAUCUGCUUCUGGGAGGAGUGUCCGCGCCAGGGCAAGCCCUUUAAAGCCAAAUACAAACUUGUAAAUCACAUCCGCGUGCAUACGGGCGAGAAGCCCUUCCCCUGUCCUUUCCCUGGGUGUGGGAAGGUCUUUGCUAGAUCAGAAAAUCUCAAAAUACACAAAAGAACUCACACAGGGGAGAAGCCCUUCAGGUGUGAGUUCGAGGGCUGCGAGCGACGCUUUGCCAACAGCAGCGACCGCAAGAAGCACUCGCACGUGCACACGAGCGACAAGCCAUACACGUGCAAAGUGCGCGGCUGCGACAAGUGCUACACGCACCCCAGUUCGCUGCGUAAGCACAUGAAGGUUCACGGGCGCUCGCCGCCGCCGCCUAGCUCUGGCUACGACUCGGCCACGCCAUCUGCCCUCGUGUCACCCUCGUCGGAUUUCGGCCGUGAGCCCCCGGUGGCCUCCUCGGCGGCGGUGGCGGCGCGUGGUACCGACUUGAGCGAAUGAUGUCCACCGCGUUGCUCGCAAGGUAGUCUCUCCCGGCGCAGCUGAGCUCCCGCAUCUCGCGCCUGCGACAUCAAAGAGUUCGCGCACAAAGCAAUGUUUCUUCGCCACGGUGCAUCUUCAUGGUAAGUUAGGAUUUCUAUGGCAAUGGGCAAGUCGCACUGAAAUCCUGAAAGGCCGAGCCUGGAGCCCGUCCAGGCUUUUCAUUAAGGACAUAAUAUUUACGUCUAACAGGCCUUUUUUCUUGUGUAUACAAGUAUAUAUUUUUGUUUGACGCGGACUAAAUCAUUUUCAUUUAAUUUCCGGUAAACAAAACCCACGCGAAUGGGCACUUGUUCCCGAUCAUAAUAAAAAUGGAUAAUAAUGUGAGGGAAGAAAAGGGCCGCUUGAAUCGCCGCUCAGCCUCCUUUGUUUCUGCUUUCUGCGGUGAUCAGAGGGCGCAUUUGGGUUUGAUGGCGAGUUUCUAAAGGCGAGGAAAUGGUUUGUAAGAAGGGAAAGAAAAGGAGAAAGGUCUAAUCAAGCUCGGGUUGUUCAAAGAGUCGGGUUUUGGGGUUGAAAGUGUGAGUUUGACGGUGCAUCAGCACGCCGCGUUAGGAUCGCCAUGGAAAUGCGCGCAGGGAGCGGCCGCUUCAAAGGCGGCACACUUCACUGCAGAUACUCUAUUAAGAUACAUUUGCGCUGACCUUUGCUUUCACGCCAUUUAAUACUGUCACUACGUUCUCCAGUCUAUACUUCCUCCCUAGGACCUGUUUCGACGGCGUUUAGGGGUUCACCCUGCACUCUAAUGUAGGGAGGCGCUUUGGAGCCAGGGACGAUUUCGGGAAUGGGACGUGCCGGAUUCCGUCCACCUUGGCCGCACCCCAAAGGGGCUCCAAGGUCAGGAGUAAAUAACUAUAGGGCAACCUCAGAAGCUUAGCAAAUGAGCAUCCCCAGCUCGAUUUUGUGCAAAGCACUUCUCUGCAUCUUGAACAAGGUGGAGGCCUGAAUUUGAAUGGCAUUUGCAGGGCAAGGAACCCACCUUGGAUGAGUCUGGGAAUUUCAGACUGUGCCUUUGGGACUUUUCCACUUAGGCCCCCAGUACAGCCCGUUCUGCCCCCUCUAUCCCAGAAGUCUCUUUGCAGCCUCCCAAACUUGUUUCUCCCCUGGGUGGUGUGUAUGGUACUCCACAGGGCUGGACUGGCCCUGCGCACGAGCUCAAGAGCCCAAGGCCAAGGGAAUAGGGAAGAUGGCAGGAAAGUUAGAAGUCUAUGUUCCCUUAAUUGUCUUGUUGUUUAUUUUAUCCAAGUACCCUAGUGAAUAGGGGAAAAAUAAACAUGGUGGAAAAAAAUCAAACAGUGGAGUCUUCUUUAGUGCCAGUCCUUGUGGUUGAAUAAAAAGGAUGGUCCGCUUUCUAUUGAGCUGAGAAAUCUUUGAAGUGGGAGUUAUUAUCUGAGACAUUCCUGCUUGUCGUCCUAACAACGCUGAUGAAACGUAAAAGGUUCUUUGUCAGCGAUUUGUUCUCCUCUCUGUCAAACUCCCUCUGCCCUGUUAGUUUCAAACCGUUUCUAAAGAGAUAAAAUCAAAAUUCUUUUUAAAAAAUACAUGCAUGCUAUACUAACUGAUAACUUCAGGACUAAGUCCUGCUAAGGGAAAAAGCAAUGGAAUACAGAGAUAUCAGGUCCAAGUCCUCUAGAAGUGUGCAGAUGUGGAGGGGCCCUUUGCACAGGCUCUGGGAUGUGGGGAAAGAAUGCGGAGAUGGUGCAGGCAGAGCCCACAUACUGAAAGCUCACACUGCGUGUCAGCUUCUCUAUGUUCUGGCCAGCACUCUGUUGGUCCAAGUCAGGUCACCUGGAGCCUCCUUUGGGGACCCCUCAAACUCCCAAUAUUCUUGGCUGGGACCCUUGGAACAUAAUGCUACAGCCAAGAGAUUGUUAAUAUUUCCUGCUCCUUCAAAGACAGUCUCUGCUAAAAAUAGACCCAUUGUGUGUUUCUUCUCACUAGCAGCAGUUGGCAAGCCCUUUCUGCCAUUAACAGAAAGGAGAGUGGCUUGAGGGAGACAUUGUUUACAAUUUCCUGUUUUCAUCAGAAUCUUAGAGUUCAGAAGAUUCAGUUUACAAAAUAGUGACCCCAGUGCAUGCAAAUUACCCGCUCCCAUCCACAUAUGCAGCUCUUCAUUUUAUAUUGUGCCCAGGAAAGAAACUUUCACCCUGUCCAGCUUUCCCCAAACCUCCUCAUGUGGUUUUAAAGGUGGUUGAAAUAAACAAGGACAUUCCAGCCUUCCCACCCUGUGUGUACUGACUAAAUGAUUUGUAAAGUUUCCCCAAGCUGUAACCCAUGCUGUUAUUAUAGUUGCCACAAAAUGUUGUCUCUUAUAUUGAUUUUUAUUUGCUUACUCUAGGUCCCCAUAUGUUUAUUUAUAUCACUAAUUUAUGGGAAAAUGUAAUGAUUGCAAUGAAUGUGAAUUAUAUAGACAGGCAAAUGUUUUGUAAUCAUAAUUCUCACACACACACACACACACACACAAGCCUGACUGAAACCUUAGACUAUUUAGUACCCUCUUUACCCACACUGUUUGUGAUUUAUCAUCUGUCCCCUUAGCAUCCUUAAAUUAUGAACUAACUUGAAAGAAAAAAAAGUUAUGUAUGUGACUGAAAGUGAUUGUUGAAUGAAAACAUAGUCGAAAGCCAUGGCUUAAUCUUGCUGUAAAUAUGUAAAAAUAAAUUAAAUUCUGUGAUUGUUUUUCCCUCCAAAGAUCAUUGUGUACAUGGAGCUCCAUUUUGCUAUUUUCUUUGGAAAUAAAGGAUGUGGUGUUUUCCUCCCUCUUUUGAA
Messenger RNA from Hipposideros armiger (great roundleaf bat), 6719 nucleotides. RefSeq names its product Zic family zinc finger 4 (gene ZIC4). Gene Ontology annotation, biological process: regulation of transcription by RNA polymerase II. The transcript has 5 exons. Bases 2598 to 3914 code for a protein of 438 amino acids. Gene Ontology annotation, molecular function: RNA polymerase II cis-regulatory region sequence-specific DNA binding; DNA-binding transcription factor activity, RNA polymerase II-specific. The record is from RefSeq and is a predicted model, not a curated record. Gene Ontology annotation, cellular component: nucleus. Lineage: Eukaryota; Metazoa; Chordata; Mammalia; Chiroptera; Hipposideridae.